Messenger RNA from Chara braunii, 1402 nucleotides. Lineage: Eukaryota; Viridiplantae; Streptophyta; Charophyceae; Charales; Characeae. The record is from the annotation of a GenBank genome assembly.
GGAACUACCUAUCCUCCUCCAGCUUCCAGGUCUUGUAUUGCCAUCUGACGCUUCACCAGCUGUGAAUUUCAAAGCUGAAUGUACUGCUCACAAAUGGGCUGAUCGUUGUUCAUGCGUGUUCAGGAACGCUUGGGAUUCCGGUCCAUGGUGGCAGAUGGCAAAUUGCUGCAGGCCAAUAAAAAGCUGGAGCUCGUGUUCCUGAAUCACAGUUUUGAUCUUCUGGAGAACUGGAUGUUAGAAGGGAACCAUUUGGGAGAGUGUGUACUCACCAACCGGAAGUUUCAGGAGGUGAGGUUUGACGUAGCAGUGGAGAUUCUUGCAGCUCCUGGAGAGGGUGAUGGCAUUAUCCGAUGGACGGCGUAACACGCUGCUGUCUUUGUCCUCUCGGAAGCCCGAGCUUGCUUGCAGGCAUGGACCAUCAUGUGUGCUUUGUAGUGUGUGUGUGUGUGUGUGUGUGUGUGUGUGUGUGUGUGUGUGUGUGUGUGUGCGCCCCCCUGGGUUCUCGUGAAGAAAAAUAUUGAUUGGUUAUGAGUUGGAAGUUUACAAGGUUGAAUUGGCAGGAGGUGAAUUGAUGCGUUACAAAGGGGGUGUUGCCAGAGAGAGCUGUGUGAGAGUGGUCCAUGUCUGCGUAAACAGGUAGCGAUAAUUGGGUAGAAGUGGUAAGGAGAGGAGUGGGUGGGAGUGAGGCGGGGGGUCAGCGAAAGAGUGAUCAUUAGCAUCUUUUAGUGGUGCAGUUCCAGGUAUGCGCCUGUCUGAAUAUUAAUUCUUUUCUAUGCUGCGAGUAUGGUGGGGGAUGCUCUGUGAGGCAGUGGCUGUCGUGGAGCAGAUGUAGGGGUUGAAGCUUGUGGGAAGCAGCAGCAGCAGCAGCAGCAGAUUAAAUGACACACUGGAUGCGUCUAUGGAGGCCUCUUGAAUGAUUUGGAUGAUGGCAGUGGAAGCGAAAAAGGGGUGAGCGGAGGGAGUGUAGACUGGCGAGGUGGUAGAGCUCUCAACAUCCGGUAUAUAGGAUUAUGACAUGUAGGAAUUGUAGGUGGUCAGUAGCAGGAUUCCUUUGCAUAUUUGUCAUCAUCGACGCACUUGUAUUUUUGUAAGAGUGUUCAGAAAAAAAGGAUAGUCUCUGUUGGGAAAAAAAUGACGGCAGUUGAUUAUGGGGACUUGACUGCUGGCGCGCUGUAGUUUUUCUUAAUUUAGUUUUCCUUGUUAAUUUGAUUCCCAGCCUAUCAUCAGGGACACAGUUAGGUGAAGCGGGGAUUAAUUUUUUACAGAAAUUAUCAUCCAUCCAUUUGAUUUGUGACAAGUUGAAGAAUGUCGUUCGGUGACCCUCAUGUCUGCUCUGCAGCAGUGGCCAUCGAUCUCGAGGAAAGAAUUCGAUCCAUCCAACUAAUCAAUAUCUCAGCACUUC